AGGCUAGAGCCCCCCACGAUUUCACGGUGAACUAGCACAGAGGUUUAUCUCAAGAUGCCGUUAGUGAAAAGAAACAUCGAUCCUAGGCACUUGUGCCACACAGCACUGCCUAGAGGCAUUAAGAAUGAACUGGAAUGUGUAACCAAUAUUUCUUUGGCAAAUAUAAUUAGACAGCUAAGUAGCCUAAGUAAAUAUGCUGAAGAUAUAUUUGGAGAAUUAUUCAAUGAAGCACAUAGUUUUUCCUUCAGAGUUAACUCACUGCAAGAACGUGUGGACCGUUUAUCUGUUAGUGUUACACAGCUUGAUCCUAAAGAAGAAGAAUUGUCUUUGCAAGACAUAACAAUGAGAAAAGCCUUCCGAAGUUCUACAAUUCAAGAUCAGCAGCUUUUCGACCGCAAGACUUUGCCUAUUCCAUUAGAUGGUAAAGAAGGUUUGAAGUUUUAUACCAAUCCUUCAUAUUUCUUUGAUCUAUGGAAAGAAAAAAUGUUGCAAGAUACAGAGGACAAGAGGAAGGAAAAGAGGAAACAGAAGCAGAAAAAUCUAGAUCGUCCUCAUGAACCAGAAAAAGUGCCAAGAGCACCUCAUGACAGGAGGAGAGAAUGGCAGAAGCUGGCCCAAGUAAUUCAAGAAGGUGCACUGAUACUGUGUAUUUCUUUUAGACCUCAGACUUACGUGGAUCAUAUGGAUGGAUCUUAUUCACUUUCUGCCUUGCCAUUUAGUCAGAUGAGUGAGCUUYUGACUAGAGCUGAGGAAAGGGUCUUAGUCAGACCACAUGAACCACCUCCGCCUCCACCCAUGCAUGGAACAGGAGAUGCAAAACCCAUACCCACCUGUAUCAGUUCUGCUACAGGUUUGAUAGAAAAUCGCCCUCAGUCACCAGCCACAGGCAGAACACCUGUGUUUGUGAGCCCCACUCCCCCACCUCCUCCACCACCUCUUCCAUCUGCCUUGUCAACUUCUUCAUUAAGAGCUUCAAUGACUUCCACUCCUCCCCCUCCAGUACCUCCCCCACCUCCACCUCCAACCACUGCUUUGCAAGCUCCAGCUGUACCACCACCUCCAGCUCCUCUUCAGAUUGCCCCUGGAGUUCUUCACCCAGCUCCUCCUCCAAUUGCACCUCCUCUAGUACAACCCUCUCCACCAGUAGCUAGAGCUGCCCCAGUAUGUGAGACUGUACCAGUUCAUCCACUCCCACAAGGUGAAGUCCAGGGGCUGCCUCCACCCCCACCACCGCCUCCUCUGCCUCCACCUGGCAUUCGACCAUCAUCACCUGUCACAGUUGCAGCUCUUGCUCAUCCUCCCUCUGGGCUACAUCCAACACCAUCUACUGCCCCAGGUCCCCAUGUUCCAUUAAUGCCUCCAUCUCCUCCAUCACAAGUUAUACCUGCUUCUGAGCCAAAGCGUCAUCCAUCAACCCUACCKGUAAUCAGUGACGCAAGGAGUGUACUACUGGAAGCAAUACGAAAAGGUAUUCAACUACGCAAAGUAGAAGAGCAGCGUGAACAGGAAGCUAAGCAUGAACGCAUUGAAAAUGAUGUUGCCACCAUCCUGUCUCGCCGUAUUGCUGUGGAAUAUAGUGAUUCAGAAGAUGAUUCAGAAUUUGAUGAAGUAGAUUGGUUGGAAUAA
Messenger RNA from Urocitellus parryii (Arctic ground squirrel), 1626 nucleotides. NCBI's taxonomy places the organism in Eukaryota, Metazoa, Chordata, Mammalia, Rodentia, Sciuridae. The record is from RefSeq and is a predicted model, not a curated record.